This is a messenger RNA of Desarmillaria tabescens, 2425 nucleotides long. RefSeq lists its product as uncharacterized. The transcript has 4 exons. The record is from RefSeq and is a predicted model, not a curated record. Bases 51 to 2213 code for a protein of 720 amino acids. Lineage: Eukaryota; Fungi; Basidiomycota; Agaricomycetes; Agaricales; Physalacriaceae.
CACGUACCAGCUGGGAAAUCCAAAAACAUCAAGACGCGACGCGCGCGUACAUGGCUCGCGCUACUCGAUCCUCUGCUUCCACCGACAGGCUCGACGACGCCGCAACUACCACCCAACUAUCUGCCACAUCAUCGGCUGCCGUUCUUAAGAAACGAAAACGUCGCUCAAAUUCACCAGAAAAUGACGCCCAACCAGUGGCCAAACAAUCUCGGACCGAGCUUUCUGAAAAAGAACAGAUGCCUUUGCCAUCACCGCUAUCCCUCAAAGAUGUUGGAGAGGUGCCUCUUGGGUCGGAGGAUGCUGCCAAGAUUCUCGAUGUCUUGAAAAUGACCGAUACACAGGGCUUGCUCGACCGCCUCUUUCCUCUUCCGAACGAUCCUUCAUCUUCUUCAAAUCCUUCAUAUUCGCUCAGAUUCUUGCUACAGAAUUCGCCACAUCAUCCCCUGUCUCUUCUCCGAUCGGCUGUACACAACCUAUUUCCUAUCUCCUCCAAGUCUCGAGCACUACCAUCUUCCCCUGCAUCGCGGCAGAUUCAGUUCUGUAAUCUCGCCCUCUCUCUCCUGGAUGAAGCUUCCACCCGUUCCCUGCAAUUUCCGUUGGAGGCUGACUCCAUUUUCCCAGCAGAUGCAGAAUCACUACAUGACGAGUUACCUGCAACGUCAGCCUCUGUUAACCAACCCUCGCGCAAGUAUGCACUUAUACAGCAUCUUCCUCAAGGCGACUAUUGGUCUUCUCUGAAUUCGACUUUACCCACUCCGUCCUCUGGGGAUACUCGCGAGCUGAAGGAUCUACCCACUGGAUAUGCAGAGCUGGUGUCCAUAUUUCCUUACCAAUACCCCCUUACCCGUACAACACCGCCAAGUCUUGGUUCAUAUCACAAAAAAGUGAUACCAUCACAAAAGCAGAAGAUGCCUAUGCAGAGACGUGCCACUAAAGGCAACUUUCUUGACUACGGCGUCUGGGGAAGCUUCGCGCCUACAUUUGAGCUUGAGUAUGCCGAGAUUGGCAGACAUCAGCUUGGUCAAGUUUAUUAUGGCCAAGAAAUGAGGAGGAAGGCCGCUGAAGAAAGGCGAAAUAAGCUGCUUCUAGCUGUUAAGAGAAUGCACCAAGAGGAUCACGCCAUGGAUGAAGUGGAAAAGAUCAAGGAGAGUGGAUCGGUCGCGGUUGAUGUGGAGAGUGAACUCAAGGAUAUUCUCCCUCCGGAAGAAGUGGAGAAUGUCAAAGCUGCCCUGAACAGCUUGGAAAUGCAAAGUUCGGUGGAGGAGCUUCUAGAGCGAAACCGGAAGGCUUUGAAUCGGCUCGAAGAACUCCAGCUCCUGCGACUUCAGAAAGAGGAUGGAGGUGUGAGUGUUGCCGAAGAAGGAUCGGAAGAAUGGGAAACAGCGCAAAGUAUCUUGGAUUCUCUGACUGUUUUAGCAUCACUACGACCGCGCGCUUCUGACUGCGAACCUUCUACUCUCAUGCCCACCGCAGAAGUCCUUCAUUCACUUCAGCGUACCUUGCCUUUGACAGACCCUGCCGGCUGGAAUGGAACCCUUCCUGCGGCACAAGCCGUUGCCCUUCGUGACGAUUCGACAAUCAAAUACCGAGCAGGAGCUACCGCUUCAGUACCGGCAAUAACGACAUCGGCAGCACCAGCACCAGCAACAGCAACAGCAACAGCAACAGCAGCUACUGUUACACCAUCCACGUCAUUUUCCGGUUUCAACUAUCAGUACGCCGCACCCCAGCAAGGUCAGUACCGUGCACCUGGUACAACCGCCUACACCGCUACAUAUCGACCGGGUUCCGCAACACCUUAUUAUCCAUCCUCGCAAUACCAGCAGCCGGCACAAGGAGGUCAGAACGCAUAUUAUAGCGCACAGGCUUAUGCUGCUAUACAAGCUACUGGUCACCAGCCAUAUGCCUACACAGGCUGGUUCUCGAGCUUUCAACCGAAUACAGGAGGAACCACUUCUGGAAGAGGCACGCCGCAACCGGCCACAAGUGCAGCAGCAAUGCCUAGUACUUAUGGAUCAUUUUUUGCCGCGACUCAUACGGGUACUGCCGCUGCGACACCACCACCACGGACGCCCGCGGUGGCCAAUACGGUCGUUGGUGCGAAACAGGCACAGUGGGCUGCUGGGUACGCACAACAAGCGCCGAUGUUGCCGUUACAUAUGAGGACCGCACAGAAUGGAGGGACAUAUCAGGCAAGCGCAGCUACUAGAUGACCAGGCUGGAACUUGAGGCUCCCUGAGAUGCUUCAAAGUUAUGUAUGUCGUGGUUUUAAUAACUGCCGCUUCUGCCUUGAUAUAUUUAUAUUUUCACUUGAAGAAGAUAAUUUUCGCUUCUUGACAGCACUCGUUUGACGAAUAGAACCGAAAUAACAUACUGUACUUGCAUUAUACAAAAUACGAAUUACGCGCUGCUCCUAGACGUUACA